GAGGCUUCGUUGGGAGGUGUGCUGUGACCUGGCUUUGGCUUAGCGUAAUGCAGCGCGGCAAACUCUUACAGUAGAUGAUUCAAGGCGUCGUGAAGCUAAAGUGAAUAACCUUUUUGCCAUACCCGCCAAUGGUGGUGGCUUCGCAUGGCUUUGUCGCGGAUCUGUCUUGCAUUCACCCGUAUAUCAUGCUACAACGGUCGAAUAGUACGGUCCGUUUCCAACACUUAAAGCAGCGAACUCAUGGCUUCAAAAACUAUGUUACUGCUCACCGCAAGAGCUUUUCUGCCCGACGCUGACGUCCCUGCUAGUCCGAUACCAUCACUCACCGCAUAGGUUUGCCAUUCCUAACACUGCUAUGAUAAAAUCGACCGGUCUCAUGCCGCCCAGAUAAUCCUUCCCGGCACUCUGCACGGGGCGAGCAUAUGUCGCUCAACGGACAAGAGACAUGAUUCCACGAACCACGGACGGCUUCUGCCAUCGGGAGCGAGGCCGCGCCCGCCGAGCAGUCACGAUCGGUGCCCCGUCGACCAGGAUGCAGGAGUCGGCCAGCUACAUGCGCGCCGUAGCGGCCGAGAUGGAACCAGUGACGUCAUCGUCCAAAGAGCAGAUCUCGGCCGAAGAGAACUUCUCCAUCCGACGCUCAAACCUGCCAAGCACGUGUUUGCUUCACUACGACAAGGCGCCGCUGCGGCUGUCCAGUGCCAAGUUCCAAUACCUGUACGACGACAGGGGAAACGAGUACAUCGACUGCGCAGGUAGUGUGUCGCACGUGGGCCACUGUCACCCGGCGCUGGUGGCUGCUUCCCGUAGUCACGUCGGCUCGCUGUUCACGGCCUUCCGUGACCUCUCGCUGACCUCUGACCUGGCCGAGUACCCGGGCCGGCUGCUGGCCACAUGCCCGGCAGGCUUUGACACGGCCCUCUUCACGUCUACCGGAUCGGAGGCAAUCGACCUUUCGCUGCAGCUGGCCCGCGGCGCCACCAGCCGCCAGGACGUGGUCGUUGUCGACAACUGCUUCCACGGCUGCCUCAGCACCACCAUCGAGCUGUCGCCCCGCGAGCUGAAGCGCAAGGAGCAGGAGCCCAAGGAGUGGGUGCACGUGGUGCCAAUGCCUGACAUGUACCGGGGGCCGCACGCCGGCAAGGAAGACGCCGCCGAACUGUACUUCCAGGACGCCAAGCGCGUGAUUGAGGCGGCCAUCCAGCGUGGCAGACAGAUCGCCUGCUUCCUCAGCGAGCCCGUGUUCACGGCCGCCGGCAUGGCUGUGCCGCCCCGGGGCUGGCUGAAGAAAAUGCACGACUACAUCCACAGCAUCGGCGCGCUCACCAUUGUGGAUGAGAUGUGCACGGCACUGGGUCGGAACGGCUCCACCUUCUGGGGCUUCCAGCGCGAGCAGGGCACUCCCGACUUCAUCUGCUGCGGCAAACCCAUUGGUAACGGGUACCCGAUGGCGGCCGCGCUCACCCGCAAGACCAUUCUCAACGCCGUCCGGGAGCCCGACCUCACAGAGAGGUACCGUCCGACGCCGCUGGUGUGCGCCAUCGGAAGCAGGGUUCUGCAGGUAAUGGAACGCGAGGACCUGAUGGCCAAGGCCAAGCGGAUUGGCCGGAUGCUGAAGAAGGAGCUGCUGCUGCUCAAGAACAAACACGGCCACAUUGGCGACGUGCGGGGAGAGGGUCUGCAGAUGGGAGUGGAGUUCGUCAACAGCCAGGCGGAGAAGAAGCCCGACAGGGAGGUGUGUCAGUGUGUCAUCUACAGGCUGAAGGAGGACGAACGGAUCGUGGCCGCCGCCGAGGGCGAGUUCCGCAACGUCAUGUACGUGACGCCACCGCUGUGCUUCUCCGAGGAGAACGCCCGCAGGCUGGUGACCUCGCUGGAUCGGGUGCUAACCCAGCUGCACACGCACGGCACCGACAUCGGCUUCAGCUCGCUCGGCGCGUCCUCCCUUCAGCCAGCCACCUGGGCUGCCGAGCUGGACAUCACCGCUUACGAAGACGUUGACUGAAUUUGUCCCGUAACAUGAUCGGAGCCAAACGACGUCAUGGUGUCGCCAUUCUCAAGUAAAGCGCUUUCUUUUGCUGUGGGAAUUCAGCAUCUGGACCGUCGUAGCCACUAUGUAUGCGUAUGGGGCACUUCGCGUUGGAAAUAAUCGUCACCGUGUCCAGUUGACUAGGCUCGCCGAGCUCUCCAUGACACGGUUGCUUAUAUUUUUACGUGGUUCUGGUAACCUGGAUCCCUUGAGCAGUCAGCGAAUCCUGACUCUGAUUGCGAUGUCACUGUACAUGCUGCCAUUAUUAACUGGUGAUGAAGUGAUUCCACCGAUUUUGGUUCCCGCACGCGAGAGCAAACCGCCCACCCCGCCAUCUAUGGCCGGCCCGCCGUACUUUCGUUUCUCCUCAUUCCCGCCGCGCGAUGAUGUGCACGAGGAGAAAGACGCCAGCAAGCGUGCACAGAAUGUGAUCUUGCCUACAAUUAGCACCCGCAUGCGCAGUUCCGAGUGCCAGUGUGUGGCAUGUGCGGGGUCCUGAUUAAUAUUUGAUGAUGAUGAUGGGGAUGAGCAUGCGAUGACGAUGAUGCGUGCGUCACGCGUGGUAUUCGGUGCCUCAGCCUGGCUGACUGUAGCGUGCUGCUGUUAUGCUGGUUUGUCCGACGCCGAGCGGCGCGCAAAGCCCUCACAGGUGCGACUUGUGUACCGGUAGGGGCACACUCCCUGGCUUUGUGAGCAGCACGCCAUACCAAACGCUGUAAAAAAUUAAGUUCAGCUCAUGUGAGAGUAUGAACUCCGUCACUGGCAUUCACUGUUGCGUUGCACCGUGUGUACAUAACUUUAAUACUUGUGGAAUAUUUAAAGCUGGUGCAUCGACUUGGCAGAACCCCCCACUCGACUGCUGGCCUGGAGGUGGGCUGGUUAGCCCAGCUGCAUUGGCUUCCGAAGUGUCGCUCGAGCCAAAUCUUUUUUUCGACGCGAGCUCAUGCUGACAGCAGACAUUUCAGUCAAAAGCACGAGCGUUCGUGGUGAAAAUCGUUUACACCAAUAAGCACAGCCACCCUCUGUGUUUGCUGUGUUUGACAUACGCCCGGGUAGGUGUUCGACGUCUUUAUCGUGUCUCAACGCGCUGAAACGAGUCAAUGUUGUUGGCUCGUUGACACGAGCUAACAGCAGUAACAACACACUGAAGCGCGUCAGUACUGUUGACUCGUUUCAGCGUGGCCUGCGCGGCGCCGACAGUGUGGUCGAGCUGUUCAGACCACGGCCCGUUCUGUGUUGUAGCUCUGUUGCGGCGUGUGGGCGGAGGGGCCCGUGGUGGUGAGCCACGUUCUGAACGGUCUGAGUGGUGACCGUGGCGCGCAUCCGAUCAGGGAAACAGUGAUAUCAACCGACAGGCACAGCCCAAUUGCGAGCGUCGCCGGAGGCUGUGGUCGGUCUGUGGACCCGGUCUUCACUGGGUUACCACGUGAUCGGCCACAUUCCUGCUAUUCUUUUAUCUUCCGUGUUUUUAACCCCGCCCCGCCUUGCCAUCGCUCGAGGCCGGUUCGAAUGUGUGACUUCUGUUCGCUGUCGGCAGUGUACAAAGAAUCGCCGGCAGACAACUGAGCGCGUGAGUGUACACCGCGUGUGCACUAACGAGUGCUCGCCGUUUUGUUGUAUUGCCCGCGCCGUCGGUGUACAAAAAGUGUAAUAAAUACCUCAUGUCCGGCCGGUGCUGUCCGUUGGUUGACACUGGCCGCGGUCUGUUUAGUGUUUAUUGCGGUCGCUGGCCUCUCAGCCUCGGCGAGGAAGGGCGCGUCAGGUGUCACCGGCCGCCUGCGCCUCGGCCUGGUCCACGCGGGACAGGCGCAGGCGGGCAGCGAGCAGCCUGUGGCGGCGCCACUGCAGCCCACCGCGCAGCUAUGGAGAGAGACAGACAGACGGAAAAAA
Molecule: messenger RNA, 3919 nt
Organism: Pollicipes pollicipes
Lineage: Eukaryota; Metazoa; Arthropoda; Thecostraca; Pollicipedomorpha; Pollicipedidae
Product: 5-phosphohydroxy-L-lysine phospho-lyase
Exons: 13
Coding region: 446-2005 (519 amino acids)
Cellular component (GO): mitochondrion
Molecular function (GO): pyridoxal phosphate binding; transaminase activity
Source: RefSeq, a predicted model, not a curated record